This is a messenger RNA of Acaulospora morrowiae, 779 nucleotides long. NCBI's taxonomy places the organism in Eukaryota, Fungi, Glomeromycota, Glomeromycetes, Diversisporales, Acaulosporaceae. The record is from the annotation of a GenBank genome assembly.
AUUCAAUCAUGCCGGACGCACAAAUCUACAUUCAGGACUUUGCCACUCAUCACGAGAAAGCCAGUCGACCAAGAAGCACCGUGCACAAGGCACCUAAAAUCGGAAAUCCAACCCCUCUUGGUCUUUCCUCCUUUGCACUAUCAGUUUUCAUUUUAGCCUUCUACAAUAUCGGUGCUUUCGGAAUCCAAAUUCCAAAUGUCAUUGUCGGUGUUUCGAUGUUCACCGGUGGUGUCGUUCAAUUCGCCGCUGGUAUGUGGGAAUUCAAGGUUGGCAAUACAUUUGGUGGAACAGGUUUCGGCGCCUUCGGUGGUUUCUGGGCUUCCUUCGGGGCUAUUUAUAUCCCAUUAUUCGUGAGUUUAUUGGCUUUCAACAUGUUCGGAUUUGCAAUUGCUGGUAUUCAAGAUGCCUUUGGAGUCAAGACCGAUCUUGCGGGCAAUUUCGUAGCCAUAAAUUCCACUGUAGGUGAUGCAGUCGAACAGUUCCACCACUCCCUUGCUAUAUAUUGUCUUGGUUGGCUGAUAUUUACCUUCAUCUUUACACUUGCUUGUAUUCGCACGAAUAUGGCUGUCUUGGGUGCUUUCGUCUUCUUGACCGCCAGCUUCCUCUUUGAGGUCAUCUAUCAUUUCAACCCAUCUACGACAAUAUUCAUUAAAAUAGCCGGUGUUUUAGGAAUCCUUUGCUCUUCGUGUGUCUACUAUUGUUUGGCAGGUGUACUCCUAACACCUGAUCUUUCGCCCAUCAGUCUACCUUUAUGGGAUUUGAGCAAGAAGGAUAAUUAA